Stylonychia lemnae is the source of this 990-nucleotide messenger RNA. The record is from the annotation of a GenBank genome assembly. Lineage: Eukaryota; Ciliophora; Spirotrichea; Sporadotrichida; Oxytrichidae.
AUGAGAAUUGAAAGAGUUGAAAAUUUAAGUUAGAUUGAGGUAGAAACUUCGCCCAGCAUUACAGAGACUAAUACCUACCAGUUCCUUACUUAUCUAUUUGGAAUAAUCUACCUAGUCUCCUGGAGUUUAUCAUUCUACCCUCAAGCCCGAGAGAACUUCAGAAGGAAAAAUGUAAAAGGGAUUUCAUUUGAAUUUGCAAUACUGCAUCCUCUUGCAUACUUAUUUUACACAAUUUACACAUAUACUGGCCGCAUCGACCACCACUCAGGCACUGGGGUUGUUACUAUUUCUGAUAUUUUAUUUUCUACUCAUGGAUUUGCCCUUACCACUGUGCAUCUUACUUAGUGCCUGAUUUACUCAAGAGGAGGAGAUAAUAGAUAUCCUCAGCGGUGGUGCUUGAUAUUUUUGGGAGUCGAGAUCGGUCUGAUUGGCUUCUUUUUCAUCCUCGAAGUCAAUGGGUCGUACAUGCCUCUUCUCAUGCAGACUCAGAUGAUGUGUGGCUAUGGGCUAGUGCUUACUAAUGUUUACAAGUACUCUGCUCAGUUUUACUAUAAUUAGAGAAGAAGGUCUACUGUGGGAUUCAGCAUUAAGCUUGUAUUCCUUGAUUUCACGGGAAGUUUGUUUUCUCUAUUGCAGCUAAUAAUGGACUCGAUUGGCAGAGGCGAGCUAGUGCUGGGUAAAAGCGCAUUCAACCUGGUAAAGUGUCUACUAUCAUGCAUAGGUAUCAUAUUUGACAUUGCCUUCAUGAUACAGCAUUACUGGCUCUACAAAUAUGCAGUGAACUACGAUAUAAAGAAAUAAGAGUAUGGAGUCAAAAGAGAUAAAAGAGGAGAGCUGACUGAGAUGGUAUAAGCCAAACUGCAGAAUUUUGAAGUGCUUGAAAAUCUGCAGAGUGGCAGCGAUAAAAGCAGGUCCUCAUAGCAUCAUCGAGAAGAGAAUAAAUAGGAGGAAUUCAGGUAGAGCAACUAUGAUAACAACAGAUACUACUGA